This is a messenger RNA of Paramacrobiotus metropolitanus, 1548 nucleotides long. RefSeq lists its product as uncharacterized. The coding region runs from base 67 to 1548 and encodes 493 amino acids. Gene Ontology annotation, biological process: apoptotic process involved in development; engulfment of apoptotic cell; phosphatidylserine exposure on apoptotic cell surface. Lineage: Eukaryota; Metazoa; Tardigrada; Eutardigrada; Parachela; Macrobiotidae. The transcript has 4 exons. The record is from RefSeq and is a predicted model, not a curated record. Gene Ontology annotation, cellular component: plasma membrane.
CCACUAGCGUCGAUCAGACUAAAUAAAAUCGCGGAUAGGACAUAACAAUAAGAAGGAUCAUUAGAAAUGCAGUGCGAACACCAGUUUUUGCUUUCGGUUUUUUCAGAAACCGAUUCUUCCUCUUUUAAAGCUCGUAAACUGUCCAGAAAGGCAUUGAUAGUGCCGUGUGAUGAAGCGGGGAAACUUGGGAAAUGUAGUCCUCUUAUUAGCAACUGGCUUUUCUGUAACCGUGACUAUUAUUCUUAUUCCGUGCUGCCAGUAGUGUCCGCUCUCUUUGGACUGUUUUUAACUGGGCUGGACACUGUGUCGGAUGUCAUGCUGGCUCGAAAAUAUUUCAUACAAGGGCAUGUCAUCUGGGGUUCCUUGACUGUGUCAUUUGUUGCUUUGCCCAUUGUAUUUGCCCUGGGAUAUCGUGUUUUAUACCACAAUUGUAAAUGGUACGAAGUGCAUCCGGUUGGACCUAUUUAUUGGUCAGUGCGAAUAAUCCUGAUAAACCUGAAACAGCGCAAAUACGGACAUUUCGAAACCCCUGAAGAAGCAAUCAAAUUCGCCCAAGCGUCAAGGGAAAUGAUGAUAUGUCAAGAGAGAAAAGAUUAUAGUUUUGCCGACGAAAAGUAUCUGGAGUCAUAUCCGCAACUGGUUUUGCAAGCACAUGUUGUAGCCGAUUAUCUUAUCCCUUUUCUCACCGAAAACGCUAAUAUUCAGCAUCUUCACUUGGAAUACGCUAGUUCGGAAAUCUGUAUUUCCAUCGUGACAUCGGUACUUUCGGUGCUCAGCUACGAAGCGCUUGUGAUUUUCGACAAUAUGGUGUCCAUUAAAGUUGAUACGUUGACAGUACCGAAUAUGCUGCGAAUUGGCCGCAUGAUUCUUGAUGCGAUGUACCUGGGACCGAGGCUGAUGUGCAUGGUCUGUUUAUUUGCAGUUGAACCGAAACACAUUAUUAUUCCAGCAUUUUGGAUUGUGCAUAUGGCAGGUGCCUAUGUUACAUUAUCUUUCUUACCCAAAUCUCCGGAAAGCAAAUACAAAUUACCAUACCGGUUUCGAAAACAUAUUCUAUUAGAUGCCUUUCGCGGUUACUAUAGUAUGCAAUCGACGUGGAUUAAUCUUUCUCGAACGGCAGCAAUAAGCAUUUUGCUGCCACCUUCUCUGAGUUGGAAGGAGACAUUGUUUACAGCGGCUGUAUCAGAAUAUUUAGUCGAGCGGGAUUCUAGAGAGUUUGGUGAUACUAGCGAUUUGGUUUUGGAUGUGGCCGCUGCUGGAACAGAUGAGCAGGCUAAAAAAGUGACCCUGACUCAAACGGAAGAGAAGAACACAAAGGUCACUGAGGAGGAACUGAAGGAACUCGGGUUGGAUGACCUUUCGCUCAAUGAUAAGGCAAUGGGCGAUGACCUUUGGGCAACUCCAAUGUUGUCGGACGAAUCCAACGAAUCGUAUUUUACGGACGAUGAAACGACAAUGAACACGUCUUUCCAGAAAGCGAUGAGAGAAGCUGACCGAGCAGAAGGGAUGACCCCAUUCAAGAACAUCCCCGAACAUCUAAUUGAAUGA